Ambispora leptoticha is the source of this 1737-nucleotide messenger RNA. NCBI's taxonomy places the organism in Eukaryota, Fungi, Glomeromycota, Glomeromycetes, Archaeosporales, Ambisporaceae. The record is from the annotation of a GenBank genome assembly.
AUGAAUAAUAGUAUCAUUGCAAUCGAUAUCCUCCCAGAAAAUGAUGGGAAAGUAUUAAUGUACGGGGCACCCAACAAAGAUGCCAGCUAUCGAAUCUCCGGAAAACUACGAAUAGUUCUUUCGAAGCCACUUAAAGUAAAACAGGUGGUUAUCAAAUUAAAAGGAAAAUCCGAAUAUUCCGAUUGGGAAAAUCAAUAUUCGGCAAUUAACCUCCUGAGACUCGAAUCAAUCCUGAUCGAGAAACAGUUAAUCUCACACGGGGUAACCGAUCUCGACUAUGCGUUCGAUAUUCCAGGUAACAUACCACAGACCUACGUUACUUCUUUUGGACUGAUCAAGUAUAGAUUGGCCGCGACCGUGCAACCAAGUUCGUUGCUCACGAAAGCUGGGCACGUGGAACGAAGCAUAAAUCUCGGCCGACAUUACUUACCGUGUCCUCGUGAUUUAUUGCCAGCGCCACCUGCAAAAGUUUAUCGUGGUCAACGGAAGAACGUUCUUAAAUACGAAUUGGACAUACCGACCGUGAUUGGCGUGAAUGAAAAAGGAAUGUUGGUUAGAGUUCGAUUAUUGCCACUAUCGGAUCGAGGUCAAGUCCACAAAAUUGCUUUUGACUUGCUACAAUCAGAAAAAUAUAGAGCUCAACCAACUCAAAAAGAUUUACAAGAAUUUAGCAUUAAUGGGGCUCAAUUGGUUGGAAAUGUGCAAUUAAGUCAUGCAUCAAACACCAAACGAAAGAGAAAUCAUCUUAUUAAACCCACUUCUUUAAAUAUCUCGAACGAAGACGAGAGUCAAACGAGACUUGAUCUACAAUUUCCGCUAACCUUUACAACUAUUCCAGACGAACCAGUCGAUGAUAAUCAAUUGGAUAGUGGUUUACCAUCAUAUGAUGAUGUAAUUGGAGGAAAUAAUGUAGAACUUGAAGCGGAUGAGAACGAAAAUGAUUAUUCACGUCCGAUUACCCCAAGUGAAUCUGGACGCGACGCUUUGGAAACUAUCAAUGAUAUCGAGUUAGAUCAUCAUCAACAUUUACCAACAUCAUCUGUUAUUCAAGUGAAUGAACAUAAUAUUCCUUCUCUUCGUCAAAAAAGAACUCUUGGAAGCUUAUCACUUCGUCCUGAUCCACCAGUACCAAUUUCACCAAGCGACUCAACUUCAUCUUCCCGACAGUCAAGUUAUGACAAUUCAUCAUCAGCAUGUGAUAAAAGUGUUCCGUCUCAGUUGAACCUUGUCCCAACGACAACGCACAAUCUUCGACCAUCAAGUUCAUUAAAUAAUCUUGCUGCCAUCGCAGCUUCUUCGUCUUCGUCUUCCAUCGCACGUGGAAGCCACUUGUUCACUCGAGCAGGUCGUUCCAGUUGGUAUUUGAAUAUGCCUGAUGAAGAUGAUGGUCCAACUAUCGACCCAGAGAUUCAUUCGGCUCCAUCAAGUCCACAUAAUACACAUUUCAUUAUUCCACCAACUCCAACCGCAUCUACUAGUGCUUCACCUCCCGUCAAAAUAAGUUAUACCACUUCUUUUUUCGGUGCUACAUCAGAUGAGUCACCGGCACUAUCACCAACUUCCACCUCGUCGAUUAAAAGUCCGACAAGCGGAGGUGGAUUUAGUGGAAUGUUAAGAAGAGCUAGUUUAACAUUGAAACCAGUUUUACGAAAGAAACAACAAAGAAUGUCGGCGAACGUUCAAUUAAGUGGUGGUGUAACUGAUGACGAUGAUUUUGAAGAAAUCGAAACAAUGUGA